Molecule: messenger RNA, 1635 nt
Organism: Erigeron canadensis
Lineage: Eukaryota; Viridiplantae; Streptophyta; Magnoliopsida; Asterales; Asteraceae
Exons: 5
Coding region: 659-1543 (294 amino acids)
Source: RefSeq, a predicted model, not a curated record
UGGUAUGGUUGGGUUUGUUUUUUGCUGAUUGAUAACUUGAACAUACUGUUUCUCGGUUUGGGUGUCACCUUGAGUAGGCCCUCCAUUUUCUAUCUUUUGUGGUUUUAUUUUAUUAUUAUUAUUAUUUUUUUUUUCAGUUCUCACGUUUUACUGAUCACCUUCAUAUAUCUGGAAGGGUGGGGUAAUGGUAGAUGUAAAUUAAGGCACAGGUUGAUAGGGUUAUUAACUCGUUUUGAUGGUUCCCUAUACUCCAGUGCAUCAUUUAUAUUUACCUUGAGCUCUUAAAUGCUUUUGAAUGUUCAGAUUUUUUAGUUUGGUUGCCGGUUUGUAACUCUUACACUACUUUGUAGUAUUCUGUCAUUUUGUUACUUAUCGUUAUGGUUUUUGUGCUUUUGAUGUUGUAGUGGGAUGAUGUUUUGUUCUUUUCUGCUAAACCAUGACCUCCUGUCAGUUCUUUUUUGUUAAUGACUGGACAUUCAGUUACAUGUGCAGGUAGGAGUGCAGAUGAUAGAUUUGCCUGGGCAUGCUAUUGGAGUUGAAUUGAAGAACAGAAGUAGUCCUAUAUCUUCUGAUAUUAAACUCCUCAGGUCACUUGGGCAUGUCCUAAGUAAAAAGAAUUUGGAAGACAUUGUGUGCUAUCCUUUUCAUAUACGAGUUUAUGGGUUCUGUUAUGUGCAUGAUGACUAGGAUGUCCGUGUUCUCUCAUUGCAGGCUCCCCUGUAUAUCAGUACAGGGCGUGUUCAAGGUAAAAAAAACUUUGGAAGACAUAUUGCAUGCUUUCCUUUUCACUUGCGAAUUUAUGGAUUGUGGUGAACUGAGGGCUUCUUCAUGUUCUUGCUCUGAUGUUUCUUCAUAUAGGAAUUCAUCUAGCAAUUUUGAUGUUGGAAGUAUGGGAAGGCUAUCUUUUUUGAUUGAGAAUGAAAAAGGUGAUCAAAAUACAAUCUUUUCACAUAUGAAGGGAAAAAAACAGAGUGGAACAGGGGAUCUUAUUAUGCUGAAAAGGAGCAAUAGUUGUGUUGUUCAUGUCAAGAAAAGUAUUGGGUUUUGGAAAAUUGGGAAGCUUUUUAAGAAAAAAACAGAAAAAGAUUGUUUUGAUGAAAGAAAUAGAGAUGGGCUUGAACUUGAUCAAAAAAGUGAUAUGGAUGUUUCAAGAUCAAGAUCAAGGUCUUUGAGUAGCUUCAUGGAUGGUAACUUUGAAAGUGCUAAAGUUUCUGACUUUAAUGAUUUUGAGCCAAGAAAAAGUGGAUUUGUAGGUGGAUUGAUGGAUCUUGAUGAUGAUGGAGAUGAUUCUAAUUAUGAUGAUGAUGAGUUUAUUGAUUUGAAGAUUGAUUUAUGUGAUAAGUUAAAAACAGAGUGCUCUGUUUUAAAGAAGGAUGAUUCAUUAGAGUUAAAUAAUGGUUGUGGAAUAGGAUCAUCAUCAUGUCGAUUUUCGGUUAGUGAUAGAGGGAUUAAGAAGGUGAAGAACAGUCAUGUUAAGGGUUGGAAGUGGAUUUUUAAGCCUCACUCUGGUAAGAAAGAUGUUGAUCAUAUCUUAGAAUCUUAAAUUUUGAUACUAAGAAAGUUAAAAACAUCAUAUGUAAUGUGAAAGAAGGGUUGAUUUUAUUUUUAGAUUAUGGUUAUGGAAGUUCUUUGUUA